Molecule: messenger RNA, 2846 nt
Organism: Sceloporus undulatus (fence lizard)
Lineage: Eukaryota; Metazoa; Chordata; Lepidosauria; Squamata; Phrynosomatidae
Gene: CDC7
Product: cell division cycle 7
Exons: 12
Coding region: 204-1883 (559 amino acids)
Biological process (GO): protein phosphorylation; mitotic DNA damage checkpoint signaling
Cellular component (GO): nucleus
Molecular function (GO): protein serine/threonine kinase activity; ATP binding
Source: RefSeq, a predicted model, not a curated record
UGUGUGUGUGUUUUUUUUUUUUGUGUGUUUUGGGGGGGGGGUCUCGGCUGAGACUAGGCGUUUAGUGGGUUUAAGUGGCUAAAGGCCCGCUUCUGGGUUUUUAUUGUUUAAAUAACAUAAUAAAACAGCAGCCGCCCGGUUUCCGCGCCAGAAGCAGAAGAGGCGCCUUUUGCAGAAAGCGGGAAAAGCGAACAAAUAUUGUGAUGGAGGCAGCUCAUCAGGAUGAACAUCUUCUCUUGCACGGUGAAGACCCAUGUAAAAAAUACGACCACAACAAGAAGUUAUCAGGAACAAGUUCAGAUAUUGAAAAGCUUUAUGAAGCAGUACCACAGCUUAUCAAUGUGUUCAAAGUCAAAGGAAAAAUUGGUGAAGGUACUUUUAGUUCUGUUUACUUAGCCACAGCUCACCGACGAGGAGGCCAGGAAGAAAAAGUGGCUUUGAAACACUUGAUUCCUACUAGUCAUCCUGUACGAAUUGCUGCAGAACUUCAGUGUCUUAUAGUAGCAGGGGGCCAGGAUAAUGUUAUUGGAGUUAAAUGUUGUUUUAGAAAAAAUGAUCAUGUGGUUAUCGUUAUGCCAUAUGUGGAACACGAAUCCUUUUUGGACAUCUUGAACUCUCUCUCCUUUGAAGAAGUAAGAGAUUAUAUGUUUAAUCUUCUUAAAGCUUUGAAGCGUAUUCAUCACUUUGGAAUUGUUCAUCGUGAUGUCAAGCCCAGUAACUUUCUGUAUAACAGACAAAUGAAACAGUAUGCCCUGGUCGACUUUGGUUUGGCACAAGGAACUCCUGAGACAAAAAUAGAACUUCUAAAAGUUAUCCAGUCUGAAGCCCAGCAGGGAAGUUACACAUACAAUAAGCCUCAUGCAACUUUGGGAAACCAGGUUUCUGUCACUUCCACAGCAUCUAGACAACUAGCUCCUCAGUCAGCUACAAAAACUGCCAAUAAAAGACCUUGUUCCGUUUCACAAACACAGAUUAAAGAAGGACACAAAAGAAAGGAGAGACCAGAGUCCCUUACUCAUCAGCGCUCUGUCUUUGGGGAGAGGAAUUUCAAUGUCCGAAGCUCCACAUUUCAGGACCGUUCCACAGUUAAACCCAUAAAGCAGCCCAAAGUGACAGAUACUGCAUCUAGAAAACUGUCAGCGAAGAAGAAGUCAACUUCAGUUGUGAAUAAUGGUUUAGCCAAGAAGGCUGCCAGCAGUUGUCCAGCUAACUUAACCUGUGACUGUUACGCAAAAGAUAGAGUUUGCAGUAUUUGUCUUUCAAGACGUCAGCAGGUUGCCCCAAGGGCUGGUACACCUGGAUUCAGAGCACCAGAGGUAUUAACUAAGUGUCCUCAUCAGUCUACAGCAAUUGACAUAUGGUCUGCAGGAAUCAUAUUUCUUUCUCUGCUGAGUGGUCGGUAUCCAUUUUACAAAGCGGGUGAUGAUUUAACUGCUUUGGCACAGAUUAUGACUAUUCGUGGAUCCAGGGAAACAAUUCAAGCUGCUAGAACAUUUGGGAAAUCCAUACUGUGUAGCAAAGAAAUCCCAGCUCAGGAUUUACGGAAGCUCUGUGAGAUGCUGAGAGGGAAAAGUACCAACUUUGACAUCUCAACAGGUGAUGUACAGAUCAGACAUUCUCAGGAAUCUGUUUUGCCAGUGGAAAUCAGCAAUAUUUUGGAGGGUCCACUUCAGGCUCCCAAAAAACGAAUGAAACAAAGUUGUCACGAAGGCGAUGGCACAGAUAUUAGGACUAUUGAAAAGAGAACUGAUCUGAAAGGAUGGGAUAAAGUUCCUGAUGAGGCCUAUAAUCUUCUUGAUAAACUGCUUGAUUUAAAUCCUGCUACAAGAAUCUCUGCAAAGGAUGCCUUGCUGCAUCCUUUUUUCAGAAAUAUGAAGCAAUGAAAAGAUACUUGACUCUCUCUAUAAAUACUAGAGGAAGUGGAAAUCACAAUCUGCAUAUCUUUAAAUGAAAUGAAAAACCUGACAUGGACAUUGCAUCCACCUACUUGGUUUCACAGCAGCUUCCAUCUUGCUGUAAAUAAAUUAUUACAAGUAUUUAUGUUUGUGAGCCAGAUUUUUUUACAGAACCAUUGCACCAUUUCUUGAUGAUUUUGAAUGUAAUUGCAUCAUGGACAGUACAUCUGAACAUUGCACCAUGGUUCAGGGCUUUUGGUACCUUAGAAUAGUGCCAGUGCUGUCUCUUCACAUACCUAGGAACAGUAUUUGUAAUGGACUAUUUUAUACAUGAUGUUCUUGAGUUGUAGAAGUACAGCUGCUUGUUACCUCCAAGCUCACAUUACACAUGCUGCCAUAGAUGGAUAGGAGGAGUACUAUAUGUAAGCCAGCAUGAAAUUGUGAAUGAAGGGCGGUUCACCUUUGAAUGUGUAUACAUUUCCUGUUCAUUAUUUUAGGAUGAUAGCAUGUGCUUUCUGUUGAAAGAUAUAUAAGUGCUUGCAUAUAGAAACAGAUCUGGAAAGUUUUGAUAGUGUACAGCAGUGGCUUUUGAAGGCAAUCUGCUUGAAAGUGCAUUUUUGAGCAGAUUCAUUUUCACUGUGAUGUGAAGUAACUGCAAACAUAAUUAGUGUGUGUGUGUGUGUGUUAACACAUACAUUCAAAGAAUCUGUUUUCCCCACCCAAGUUUUUAAUUCAUUUAACUAUCAAUAUUAAUGUAAUUUUAAUGGCUAUUAAAAAAAUUUAAAAGUCCAAGGCAUUCCAUACGGGUUUGGUUCUUGAGAAUGAGUGCAGAAAAAAAAAUGUUGAUAGUGUGUUCUUGGAACCCUUUCCCUUAGAGAAUGGGAUGUGUAACAUGAGUUGCAGCAUAGUGGUUUGAGUGUUGAAGAAGGACUUGAGAACAGAGUUUGAUUC